This is a messenger RNA of Penicillium mononematosum, 2598 nucleotides long. RefSeq lists its product as uncharacterized. NCBI's taxonomy places the organism in Eukaryota, Fungi, Ascomycota, Eurotiomycetes, Eurotiales, Aspergillaceae. The transcript has a single exon. The record is from RefSeq and is a predicted model, not a curated record. Bases 1 to 2598 code for a protein of 865 amino acids.
AUGUCCACCCGCUCAAUACGAAAACCGCGACGAUCAGCCCCGGAGAUCCCCGAUGCGGCCGUGCAGCAUGCAGCCGCUGCAGCUGCAGCUUCCCGGGCAAUGCGCUCAAGUCAAAACUCGUCUCAGGAGUCGAAGAACUCAUACGAACGACUAGGAGGUCCAGGAAAUGUGGCCAUCCCUCGAAGGCGUACCGGAUCGAGUCUUCGGAGCACUGAUGAUAGCUCGUCGGUUGGCCAGGCCGACCUACCCAAGGUUCCAAAUCCUCGUCACUCCAAAGAAUCGAGCGGCGUAUCAGCUCGAGCGCAUUGCUUCGAUGACCCUGCCGCCCUUCCGCCAAUCACGGAACUCGAUGGACUUGAUGGACGAGACAGCUCAGUUCCCUCGUCAUACCGCCGAUUGCGCAAGGCCAAGUCAAUGUUCUCAACCAGGCAGCGAACUUCACAGACCCCAUAUGGAGUGCCUCCCCUUCCUUGCGGUGAUCCUCUUGAUCCUGAGCGCAGUCCUGGAUUCCAGCUGCCACGAACAAUGAGACGAUCCAUGUCUUUCCUUCGAGGAAGCUACCAAUCCACACAAGUCGAUCCAACUGCUAAGGGUCAUGAUGCAGCUAUUCAGCUUGCUCGUAGUCAAUUCGCUCAGGAUCCCGACGGUAGAAGUGUUCAACCUCGCCGGUCAUCUUUCUUACUCAGACGCAAGAGGGAGCACAGGCCGUUUCGAAAGUCAUUCCGGGCCACAAGUGAAGGUGGCGUCGAUACCGGGCUUUCUCAUAAAUCCCGGUCUUUUUCAAGUUCCAUCAAAAACAAAUUCAGACGUGUGUUUGGGUUUUCCAGGCUCGCCGAUCAACCUACGCCACAUGGUACCCCAAAUGGCGCUGAGGUGCUCGCCGGAACUCCCAUUGGGAAAAUCACGGAGGGAUACUCUCCACACAAACUUGCAGCCACUGAAGACGGCAUUGAUUCUAACUAUUUCCAGGCAAUGCCCCAGUCUCCCAGCCACGAUAGUCUCUGCACUUCCAAGUCGCGCGUCACCAGUUGGGCUGAUUCAACCACGCCGAACACAGUUACUACCCGGAAGCCAGGACAUCGCCAAUCUCUUUCUUUGAUCCGAGAGGACGGGAACCUGGAUCAGCAACUACCACGAACUCCUACUAUGGAUGAUACGGCAAAUCAAUCUCCUUUGGGCGUGAGAGCAAGCCCUCACCGAAUUAGCAUUGUCGACAGUCAAGAUUUGUACACUGCGUUGAUGAAACAAAUGGGCCAAAAUUCCCUGUCUGAUCCCGACGAGGAGAUGGUCUUUGGCAGAGUAUCGCAGCAUCGUGUGAUUCCAGAGCGGACGAGUUCGGUCUACUCCCAACAUGGCCGACGCAGUAUCCGCCAUGUCGCAAGCCAAGAAUGCUCAACCUCGCCUGGUUCAUUCGCAACCGCGCGUGAUGGUGAUCAAUCCAGUCCACGAAAGUAUCCGCGCUCAGCUAAGUCGAUGCAAUUUUCUCGGGGUGUGCCGUCUCGGGUGAAAAAUCAACAUAUGACUGCUAUUUCAGACAAAAGAUCGCCGCAAUCGACGUACGCUUUGAGCGAGGAAUCGGAUGAGGAUGAUGGUAGCGUUAUUGUCUCUCGCACUCGGGCCUCGAAAAGGGAUAUUGUUUCCCCAAGUAUCUAUUCCCGAACCACCAGUGGCAAUACCCCAACAAGAACUGGCAGUGCCGACAUGGACGUCCAUGAUGAACCAGGAACAGCGACCAUCUUCGCUCCACAGCGGACAACAUACAGCUCGCCCAAGCGUGCCAAUCGUGUUUCAUCUUCUACGCCUCAUAAAAACCCCAGUGCAGACUGGCAGCAAUGGAUGAGCUCGCAGAUCGAACGAAUUGAGCAGGCAAGCCCCACAAGGGAACACAUCAGAGAAGAUGCGCAGUACCAAGACGAUGAUGAGUACUUUACCAGCCUAGCUCGACGAGCUCCUGUCGCUGUCUCGGCUCGCUCUUCAGCAGUUGUAAAGGUUCAAGACAGCCAAAGUAUCACUGAGCGCAAAGCCUCCACUGAGAACAAAGUCCCGUCACAGAGCAAUUUCUCCCGACCAUUGAUCCAGGCUUCCGGCAUGCGAACCGUCGUGCCAUUGCAGACAACUAAGUCAGAAAAUGUGCCGCAGGCUCACGCUAACUCAUUGUCCAUGGACACCGCUACCAAGGCUGGCGAGAACAUUUCACCCAAGCCAAUCCCCGUUGCUUGCAAUCAAGAACCGUCGCCAAUCCGACUGAGAUCUGGGAACAUGCAGCCGCCAGAGUCCCCAACCCCCAAGGGAGUGGGAGCGAAGCGAUCCUGGACCAAAGAGCAACAGCGACGCUAUUCAGCCAGGCGUGCUCCAAUCGCUCAAGAUGGUAGGAUCAACCAUUUCCGGUCUAUGCGCACCCAACGAGAUAACCGUGCAAACAAUGAGAACGCGAGGCAGCGGGAUGAGUAUAGUGACAUGAUGGAGAGCUACCACCAACUUCAGGACAUUCAUUCCACGAUCUCUAGCAAGCGUAUGGUGGAUAUGUUCUUGGACAGUCGCCGUCGGCAAAUGGGUGAAAUCACUGACAACAAUACAACCACAGAGGCUUUUCUUUGA